AUGAGUAAGAUAAAUAAUAAUUACAGAAUAAUUACAUUUUUAAUUGUAAAACAUUUUUCAUAUGAUGCCAAUGGAAUUAGAAUAAACAUAAACAGCGCAAACAAAAAAAGUUAUAAUAACUCAGUGAUUACGUCAAAAUAUACAAUUUUUAAUUUUCUCUUUCUAAAUGCAUAUGAGCAAUUUCAUAAGAUAUCAAAUGUGUACUUCUUUAUUAUUGGUAUUCUACAACUAGUUCCACAGUUCACGGCAACUAAUAGAUUACCUACCAUUUUAUUUCCCUUGUCGAUUGUUUUAAUUUGUAAUGCUUUUAAAGAUGCAUAUGAAGAUUGGAAUAGACACAAAACUGAUAAGAUCGAAAACAAUCGGAUGUGUUAUGUUGUGUUAGAUGAAGCCAAAAUUGAACAAGUUAAUGACAGUAGUGGUAAAAAUAUUUUUAGAAAAAUAAAAAAUUUUUUUUUUAGAAAACCCAAAGUAGCUAGUGCUGAAAAUUUUUUUGAUUAUGAUGACAAUUUUGUUGAUGAAAUAACGGAUGUAUGUGUAUUUAUGAACAAUUUUGAAGAUUCUUUGGAGCAUAUAGAUGGUACUACUAAGAAGAGAUGGAAGGAUAUAAAUUCAGGUGAUAUUAUUUUAUGUAAAAGGUCUGAAUUUUUUUGUGCCGAUAUAUUAUUACUAAGUACUAGUGACAAGAAUGGAAUAGCUUUUGUAGAGACAGCAAGUUUAGAUGGAGAAACAAAUCUAAAAGUAAAGGAAGCUAAUAGCUUUAUAUUUAAUAUAUUAAGUUCUAAUAGAAGUCAAGCAAUUGAAAAAGUGAAAGAGUUAAAAGGUUUUAUAAUAAGCGAAAAACCAAAUAAAGAUUUAACAACUAUGUAUGGUACCAUAUUUUUUGAAAAAGAUAAACAAACAGAUACAUCAUCAAAUAAUGAUUUAGCAGAAUUACUAAGACAAACAACAGAACAAAUAGAAUAUCGUAAAAGGAGAUUAUCAAGUGCAGAUUUAAGUAAAAAAAGUAGCAACAAAGGUAACAGGAUUGAUGAUUGGGGUGAUGAACUCAGUAUUGAUAAGGAAGAUAAAUAUAUAAGAAUACCUUUUGAUGAGAAACAUUUUGUAUUAAGAGGUUGUAAAUUGAAAAAUACAGAUUGGAUAAUUGGCAUAGUUAUAUAUAUAGGUAAAGAAACGAAAAUACAAAUGAAUUCUAGUAAACCAAUUAUAAAAACAAGUAAACUAGAAAUAUUAACAAAUAAAAUGACAGUCAUAAUUUGGCUUAUUCAAAUGAUUAUUUGUUUAAUAUCUGCAUAUUACAAUGCUUUAAUUGUUAGUUCAUCAAAAAAAAGUAAGUACAAAUAUUUACCUUUUACUUUAGAAGAAUCCAAAAAACCAUUCAUAGUUGGUACCAUUUCUUUUUUCUCGUGGGUUGUUAUAACUGCAAAUUUUAUUCCUAUAUGUUUAAUUGUUACUAUGAGUUUUGUUAAGGUUAUUCAAGCGUAUUUCAUAUCAUGUGACACUAAUAUGUUUCAUAAAAUUCAGGCAGAUCCCCCUACGUUUUCAGAGCAGAAAGAUGUUGCAAAUAUGAACGCUGGAGAUUCGUUUGAGUUGGGCAUCAAAGAUAAUAAUAAUAAUAAUAAUAAUAGCAGCAACUGUAAUAAUAGCAGCAACUGUAAUAAUAGCAGCAACUGUAAUAAUAGCAGCAACUGUAAUAACAAUAGCAACUGUAAUAACAAUAGCAACUGUAAUAACAAUAGCAGUAGUAAUAAUAAUAGUAAUAAUAACAGACAAACUAACAGCAAUAUGAACAGCAGCAUUAACAAACUACCUUCUGAGGUAUCGAACAUUUCCCGUGAUAAGUUGGAAGAACAUAAAAAAGGCGGAAAUAAUUUUCCAUCGAACACGAAUAAGGAAACUUCGAGUAAUACUGGCACAAAUAUCACAAAAAGGCAGUUAUCAAGAGUUAUGACAUUUAAAGAUUAUAAGGAAAAAAAUUGCAUUUAUUUUAAUGCGGUGCCAAGAACAUCAAGUUUAAUUGAAGAAUUGGGUCAAAUAGAAUAUAUUUUUUCUGAUAAAACAGGAACAUUAACAUGUAAUAUAAUGGAAUUUAGAAAAUGUGCAGUUAAUGGUAUAUCAUACGGAAAUGGAUUAACAGAAAUAAAAAGAAAUAUUAUGAAAAAAAAAAAUAUGGAGAUUCCAGAUGAACCUGUUGCAACAUCGAAUAUAAAAACCCCCAAUGUAAACAUAGUAGAUGAGGAUUUAGAAAAUCAUCUGAAGGAUGUAAAUCAUUUUAAUCAUGCAUCUUUAAUUAGUUUUUUUCUUCAUUUAGCUAUUAAUCAUGCAGUUAUAUGCGAUAAUAACAGUGAUAUGGUUAGUACCUAUUCUUCCAGUAGCCCAGAUGAAGAAGCAUUAGUAUAUGCAGCUAAGCAUUUUGGAAUUACUUUCUUAUGUAGAAAGGAUGGAAAAUAUAGAAUAAAUAUUUUUGGAAAAGUAUAUGAGAUUGAGACACUAGCAUCUAUUGAAUUUACAAGUAAAAGAAAAAUGAGUAGUGUUAUUUGUAGAAUACCAGUUAUUAACAGUUCUUCUAAUGAUGAUUUUACAAAAGAAGCUAAGAACAAAGCGCGUAACUUCGAUAAGAUAGAUGGAAGUGAAAAAGAAAAUUAUUAUAAGGAAGAACAGAAUAAAAAUGAAAAUAUGGAAAAUGCCUCGAAUGAUAGAAGUUCGUUAGGAAAAAAGGAGCUAAUUUUGUCCUCCAAGUGGAGAGAAGAUAUUACAGAUGUUCAAAUCGGUAACAAUAGCAUAAACAACAACGGAAAGAAUAGUAGUAAUAAUAAUAAUAAUAAUAAUAAUAGCAAUGUCAAUAUAAACAGCAGUGGUAAUGACAGAUGUAAAGAUAAGGACAAUAAAGAGGUAUUCAGCUGCAAGAACUGUAAGAAAUCAAAGAUAAUGCUAUUUUGUAAGGGAGCUGGAAGUGUUAUAUUAAAAAAAUUAGCAAACAAGACGGAUGUAGAUGAAAUGACUAUUGAACAUAUGGAAACAUAUGCUGACGAAGGAUUAAGAACGUUAUGUAUAGCACAAAGAGAAUUAAGUGAAGAAACCUUUGCAGAGUGGUAUAAAUUAUAUAAAGAAGCAAUGGUAAGUGUAAAAGAUAGAGAUGAAAAUUUAGAAAAUGUAGCUGAUCAUAUUGAAAAUAACCUAAUAUUGCAGGGAGUUACAGGUAUAGAAGAUAAAUUACAAGAGGGGGUUAGUUCAACUAUUGAAGAUUUGAGAUUAGCUGGAAUUCAUAUAUGGAUGUUAACAGGUGAUAAAAUUGAAACAGCAAUGAAUAUUGGAAUUGCUGCAAAUGUGAUAGAUAAUUACUCAGAUCAAUUUAUAUACACAGAAGACUUAAUUACUUGUGAAGAUGAAUUAAUGGAAAAAUUAGAUGAGGAUAUUUUAAAUAUAGAAAAAACAUUAAACAUACCCCAUUAUGAUUUUACCAAUAAAAUAAAUGAAAAAAAAAAAGGGUUCUUUAAAAGUUGUUUUUCCUUUAAAGAAGAAAAUACUUUAUCAUUAAGUCCAGAUGAAUAUAAGAUGUUAAUAAGCACAUAUAAUCAUGUGUUAGUUGUUGAUGGUACGGUAUUAGAUAUAUUAUUAAGUGAAAAAUUUGAAAGAAAGUUUUUUUAUCUAGCUGAUAAGUGUUCUUCUGUUAUAUGUGCUAGAGUUAGUCCGUAUCAAAAAGGAGCUAUCGUAUCUUCGGCAAAUAGAUUAUUAAAUAAAAUUACAUUAGCAAUAGGGGAUGGAGCAAACGAUCGUAAUAUGAUUAAUAGGGCAAAUAUAGGAAUAGGCAUUAGAGGACAAGAAGGAGUUCAAGCAUUCAAUUCUUCUGAUUAUGGUAUAAGUCAAUUUCGUUUUUUAAAAAAUUUAUUAUUAGUACAUGGUAGAUUGUCAUACAGGAGAAUAAGUAAAUUGGUGGUUUAUAUGUUUUAUAAAAAUAUUGUUUUAGUGUUUCCAUUGUUUAUUUUUGGUUCUCUGUCUUUAUAUUCAGGUCAAAAAAUUUACUAUGAAUUUUUACUGCAUUUACAUAAUAUAAUUUUUACUUCUGUACCCGUCAUAAUACAUGCAAUAUUAGACAAGGAUGUUAGUUUAAAUACAGCAUUGGUGACACCAAGUUUGUAUAAAUUAGGUAUAUAUCAUUAUUAUUUUAAUAUAAGUACUUUUGUUUCUUGGGUUAUUAAUAGCCUUUUUCAUGGAUUAGUUGUUUUUAUGAUUCCUUUGUAUUUUUUAUCCUACUAUAAUAUCCCAAAUUCCGAUGGCACACCUUAUGAUAUGUGGACAGUUGGCUGUGUGACAUAUUUCUUAACAGUUUUAGUUGUCAAUUUAAAAAUUUUGCUAGAAACAUAUUAUUUAAAUGUACUUCAAAUUACUGCAGUUUUUAUGAGUAUAUUUGCAUUUAUUAUUUUGUCAGUUGCUUGUUCCUUCAUGUGCUUCGGAAGCAAUCAUUUCUUAGGAACUGCCAUAAUAUUAGCCCAAUCACUCCGUUUUUGGCUAGUUGUUUUGUUAGGUCUAUUUACAGCUUUAUCAAGAGAUUACAUAUACAAAGUUAUCAAAAGAAAUUUCAACCCGGAGGUUUAUCAUAUCCUCGUUGACCAAGAAGAUGAAAAAAAAGGACCUAAUAUUAUUGAGCAAAUUAGUGAUGACAAUAAUCAAAUAGAGGAAAAAAUUGUCAUUGAAAAAUCCAAAUCACUGGGAUAUGCAUUCAGUGAAGCAGACCCGGCAUGCAUAAAGUUGAUUAGAAAGCAUGAUAAAAUGCUUUAA
Messenger RNA from Plasmodium malariae, 4779 nucleotides. RefSeq names its product aminophospholipid-transporting P-ATPase, putative. Gene Ontology annotation, molecular function: ATP binding; ATP hydrolysis activity; ATPase-coupled intramembrane lipid carrier activity. Gene Ontology annotation, cellular component: plasma membrane. The transcript is spliced from 4 exons. The record is from RefSeq and is a predicted model, not a curated record. Gene Ontology annotation, biological process: phospholipid translocation. The coding region runs from base 1 to 4779 and encodes 1592 amino acids. NCBI's taxonomy places the organism in Eukaryota, Apicomplexa, Aconoidasida, Haemosporida, Plasmodiidae.